Nymphalis io (European peacock) is the source of this 4637-nucleotide messenger RNA. RefSeq lists its product as uncharacterized. NCBI's taxonomy places the organism in Eukaryota, Metazoa, Arthropoda, Insecta, Lepidoptera, Nymphalidae. The record is from RefSeq and is a predicted model, not a curated record. Bases 31 to 2577 code for a protein of 848 amino acids. The transcript is spliced from 7 exons. Gene Ontology annotation, biological process: tRNA-type intron splice site recognition and cleavage. Gene Ontology annotation, cellular component: tRNA-intron endonuclease complex.
GUUGCUGUGACAGUUAAAUGUUAAUCGAAAAUGAAUCAAGACAAGCUAUUAUCAGGUCAUGAACUUGUUGCUAGAACUACACCGAAAAUAGAUAUAUCAUUACCAGAAAUUGGCCUUAAAGAAAUAAUUCCAAGUGGAUCUUGGUUAGAGCAAAAACAAAUACAAGCUGCUGUAGAAGCCAGGAAACAUUUAAUUGAAGUUGAACGUAUUGAGAAAAGUGGUACAUUAAGUCAUGCAGUGUGGAGGGAAGAAUUGAUGUUGGCUGAAGUUACCCAAAAAGUCGGUAGCUACUGGCAGUAUUUAGGACACAAUAAAGGGAAACUGUUAUAUCUUAAGCCUGAAGAAGCUUUAUUUCUCAUGGAAAUUAAUUGUCUACAUCUUAAAUAUAAUGAUGUGAAAGUCUCUCUCCAACAAGCUUAUUCUUUAUUACUAAAAGGAAAAAUUACACUCCUGCAGUACAAAGUGUAUGCAUCACUCAGUCGCUUGGGGUACCGUAUUUACAGACAUGAGCGUGUAGAACCCACAAUAUGUGAAACAAAAGAUAAUUUAUCUUCUAAUGUAAAAAAUGAUAACGCAGAAGCUAAAAAUGAUGAUUUAGAAAAUUCUAAAACUGAUGAUCAAGAAAAUCCUAAAAAUGAGUCUCCAGAAAAUUCUAAAACUGAAGCUGAGAACAUGAUUUGCGAUCAAGACACUCCAGUAGCAGCACAAGAGAAACAUAAAAUUAUUGAUAAAGGUGACAGCAAGAGAACAAUAACAGAGAAAACUAAAAACUUAUGUGGGCUUAGUAGAUUACAAAAAUUAAAAAACAGAAAACUAAAACCCUGUAAUAUAAAUAAUAUUCAUAAAUUCUUUGAGAAUUUACCAGAACUAAUAAAAAAACAAAUUGUUUCUAUAAAAACUCCACAGAAAGAGUUUAUACCAAAUACUAUAUGUUUAACUAAACCAGUUUUCAAUAUCAAUCUAGAAAAUAUACACAGUAAAAAUGAUAGGUAUGUUUCAAUGGAUACAAAUAUUUAUACCAUCAAUGAUGAAGUUAAUGGCAGUCAUAUAAGGAGGAUAAGAAAUACAUGCGGUAGAUCAGAACCCACUCUAAUGCCUGCAUACAGUAAUUUUGCAUAUGCUAAUGGAAAUUUUCAAUAUAGACAAUUCAAUAUUUAUAGGCCUAGACAUACAUAUAGUUCUAUAAAUUUUAGUAUGUUAUUCCAAAGACAUUUUCUACCUAAUUGGUUUUUUACUUCUCGGCUACAAUUACCACGAAUUCAAACACAAUAUUGGCAAACCAAUUGCAAUAACGGCACCACAAUUUCUAACAACAAUAAUAGGAAAAGAACUAGGAUAACAGCACAGAUGCAAAAUUUAGAAGAUAUAAAAAAACUUGCUUCCAGGCUAAAACAACUUAUAUUAUUGGGAAAUAAUCAAGAAGAAUUCAUCCAAUCACUCCAAAGACUAAUUCAAACUUAUAACAGUAGAUAUAAAACAAGAGUAAGGCUUAAUCAAGAUUUUGAUGUUGUAGUUGAAGAAACAAUUGUAGACACUAUAGAAUUAGAUGAUGAUGAAGAGCCUAGCAGAAAACGACGUCGUACCGUCAGUCCAAACUAUCAAAUUGAAGAAAAUUUUAAUAUACUUAAAAAAUUAGCAUGUCAAUUAAAAGAAUUGGAAAAAAAUAAAAAGUCAUCUGCAAGACAUCGAAGAGCUUUCUCUAAACUGCUCAGAAAAUUCAACGAAUCUUAUAAUGAAGAAUAUUACUUAAAUGAAAGUGGCGAAUUAGAAAACAGACUAAAAAUUGAUCUCGAUUCAUCAGAUUCAUCCAAUUCAGAAAGCUUAAUAGAAGAACUACAAUUUCGUAAAGGAAAAAAACUAAGGAACCCUUUUAAUAUUCUUAAGAGGCUUUCUGAACUACAAAAGGAUGUAGAUACAGAAGCAUCUACUAGUAAAAAAGACAGUUUGGAAGGAAGAUACAAGGAGUACAGUCCGCUUUUAUUAAAAACAUUUAACAAAAAUUGGUUACCACCGGAAAAUGAUUUCGGGAGAGCAGAAAUCGUUUGUAAAGACAUUGUUUAUAAUGAAAUAACAGACAUGAAAAGAGAGGAUAUAUUGUUUGAUUUUCUUAAAAUAAAAAGAUGUGAAUGCGACAAUUGGUUAGAAUUAAAAAAAACUUUUUUUACAAGUAUUAAAGAGGCAAUAGCAGAAUUUCAAAAUGGCAUGCAUAAUAAUAUGAACAAUAGAAUAAAUUCCAUAGUAAAGCCAGGCGAUUGUACAGAUAUGGCAUCGAUUUUAAAAAAGCUGAGAAUAAUCCAAACAGAGAAGGGAACUGAGGAAUGCGAUCUCGCUAUUGAUUUUGACGUUUUUAGUAGACAAGUUCAAAAUUUUAGAAAAACGCAAAGGCCAACUCCACACGUGUACAUAGUCUGUGUAGAUGAAACGAAACAUAUGCCAUCAGGGAGUCAAAUAGCAAAUCUUUACUCGAAGUACGACACUGAUGCGGUAAUCAUUUUCGCUGUUGUUGGAGUUAGUGCAAUAUCAUAUGUGCAGAUCAAUCCAAUCGACCUACCAGUAUAUGUCUCAAAUGAUACUUGAAUAUGUUAGUAUUCCAUUGUUAUUAAUAGAUAUUUGUAAAAGGGAUUCAUGUUUGCUUGCCACGACUAAAAUUAUCUAGUAUCCUAAAUCAUUAAGAAACAAAAUUUUGCUUUAUAAUAUACAGAUAUCAUUAAAAAAAAAACAGUUGAGUACCAUUUUCUUCGAUUUUUUUUCCCAGUUAGUGUUUUAAAUAGAAAAAAUAAUUAAUAUAAGUAGAAAAAAGUUCGAAACCUGCAAAUUCUUAUAUGUUUUCCUCAAAUUUUCAAUACUUAAUUUGGUCGAAUUUGAUCGAACCAGUAAUAAUAACUGUCACUAGUAUUAAUGGUUGUUUGGUGUUAGUAUAAGAAAGAGCUGCUAUGUUAUGCCAUGUGAGUUUACUAGAUAAAUUUAUGCAAAAAUAUGAAUUUAUAAAAUAUAUAUCUUCCUUAUACAAAUAUACAUAUAAUAUAACUUACAGAUAACUAUUGAUAUUGUUAAUUACUAGUUCCUGUGAAAUGUAUUCUUAAAUUUUGAGCCAAAAUUAUAAUAAUUUACAGCCGAAUCAGUUUGGCGACGUUUUUACGUACUGUCAGCAAUUUAUAGUAAUAAAAUAAUACUUUAUAUAUAUAUUUUUUUUAUUUUUAUAGGCACAUACUUAAUAUUAUACAUAUUUAACGUUAUUUAAGCCCUCUUCAAAAGCAAGUAGUACAAAAAUUUCUCCAUUCCUAUACAGUUAUGGCAUUAAAUUUUUCCUAAACUAAUGUUAUUAUAGCAUGUAUAUUUUUUGUGAUAUAACUUACGACGUAAAUUUUCACUUUUUCUCAUAUAAUUAAUUAUGAAUUACUUGUAAUUAAAAUAAUAAACAAAAUUGCAUGGCAUUUCUAAAGUUAUUUAUUUAUUUUGGACAACCAACAAUAGAUACAAUAGAUAGACAGUUAAAUAGAGGUUGAAAAGGUUUUUUGACAAAUGUUCUGCUAAUUAUAGGUUAUCACAUCAUUCAUAAAAGAAUCACAUUAUAAAUAGUCUUUAAAUUCUUAUGCAUGACAUAGCUAGCAGUUUUAUUCCAAAUUUAGCCAGUAUGUGUAUUACACUACUACAAAUGCAAAAACUUCUCCAAGCUGAUUUAUAUGUAUAUUUUUAAUUAUAACGCAUAAUAUAUAUUAAAGAAAUUUCGUUUGUGAUGAUGCCUUGAAAUAAAAACACCCAUCUGCAUGUAAAUGUAAAAGAGAAAGAUACACUAAAGCACGGAUGGUCUGUUGAUAUUUGAGAAUUUUGAAUGUUGCUUAAGGAUGAUGUCAUGCAGAAUUUAAAUUAGGUAUCAUAUAUUUUGGCUCAGAGUACAUAUGUAACCAGUAAGCACAAACACAGUUGUAUUGAUUUAUUAAAUGUAUAGAAAUCUAACAGCCUUGCUUAUAAAUGUUGUUCAGCGAGUGAUUAAUUUAACAAUGCCGUGUCUUCUUCUUUCGAAUGUCAAAUAAGUAAUGAUAGAAAGAGAAAUCAGUAAUCAACUUAUCAGUCACUAAGUAACAUUUAUAAGUAAGGAAAAUACUAGAGAUAUACAGUUUUAGAGAAUUAAGCUUUACGGUCAAUCAACAAACAUAUUUCAUAAGUCAAGCCAAAACUAAAAUAAAGUUAAAUAAUAAUUGUGAAGACCAAGCAUUAUGACUUUACCUUAUGUGGCUUAAUGGGGAUGAUUAAUUAAACAAGGUUGUCCUUUUCUCUUGAAUGUCAAAUCAAUAAUGACCGAAAGAGAAAUCUUAGAAUUCCUUCUGACAAAUAGUCUAACAUUACUGAGUAAGAUGAACUGCAAAAAUUGGUUUUGUUAUAUUUAUUGUAAAUAAUACUUGUAUAGAAAAUUAUGUAAUCAAUACUUCAAUAUAUCAGUGUAUUUAUGAUGAAUAUAUUCUAAACUAGGCCUUAUAUGCCAAAUAAAAAAUUAAAUGAACUAUAUAUUUUUAUUAAUAGUUAUACAUUAACAUUGUGCAAUAAGCUAACUCAUUACAAUAAAUAUUUAAAGCUUUUCUUAAGUAACUAAUAAGUAACAUAUGACGGAUUAUGUCGUGCAUUAAUUACGAAUAAUA